UGGGUACCUAGUUGGUUCCAACAGACAGAGAUGAGUUGUUCCCAAUCAGUCAAACAGGUCCUAUUACAUAGUAGGAGAUCCAAUACACGCAAUACUUACCUGCAUAAAUAGUGGCGAUUCUGUUCAUGGUGUUCUACUGCAAAACUGGACCCCUCCUUCGUCCCUAUUCACUGCGUUUUGGACUAUCUCCUAGAUCUCAAACGCUCUGGCCUUGAUUGUUCAUCCCUUAAAGUUCACAUUGCGGCAAUCACUGCCUUUCGGCACUCUGUGGACGGCUAGUCUGUGUUUUCCCACCCAAUGACGAAGAGAUUUAUGAAAGAGUUGGCUAAUCUCUUCCCAUGCCACAGGCACCCCUCAGAUCCAUGGAAACUGGAGCUAGUUUUGGAUGCCUUAAUGGGGUCCCCUUUUGAGCCCUUGGCAACUUGUGACUUAUCCACUGUAACCAUGAAGGUGUUUUUUCUGUUGGCAAUAACCUCAGUGCAGAGGGUUGGGGAAUUAUCCACCCUCUUGGUGACACCACCUUACAGUGUUUACCCCCCAGGCAGUAAUACUUCACCCUCAACCAGCCUUUCUACCAAAAAUGAAUUCGGAGUUCCACAUAAAUGAACCAAUAGUUCUCCCCACAUGCUACCCUAAGCCACGUUCCUCGACACAAUAUGCACAGCUCCACACCUUCGAUGUCCAUAGAGUGUUGGCUUUCUACAUUGACAGGACACGGUGCUUUCGGAAAUCUCAGAGCCUUUUCUUGUCCAUCGUAGAAUGUUCCAAAGGCCAUCCUUUGUUGGUACAGCGCAUAUCCAGACUCAUCGUUACGUGGAUCAUGCAAUGUUACUCACUGCAGAACAAACCUCUCCCACAUACUUUGAGACCCCAUUCAAUGAGAGCGAUGGCAAAGUCAACUGCCUUCCUCAAGGGAGUUCCCCUACGAGAUAUUUGCUGUGCAGCUACUUGGUCUUCCGGCUUUACAUUUGCUAAACACUAUGCUAUCCCUAACAUCCUUAUGACUGACUCAGCAGUUGCCUCUGCUGUCCUCUCCACGGCAGUAGGGUGUUAACUCCGAAUUCUGCCUCCUUGAAGUAGGCUACUGCUAUGAACUCAUCUACAGUGGAGCACCCACGGGACACUGCUCGAAGAAGAAGAAGAAGAAGUUACUCACCUUGUGCAGUAAUGAUUAUUCUUUGAGAUGCAUGUCCCGUGGGUGCUUGACGACCCGCCCUCUUCGGGGUACCUUGCUUAUUAUGUCUUUCAGACUCUAGAGGAUCAGGAGAAAUUGGUGGGAUCCAGACUGCACACUCAGAAACGAUGCGAAAGGCACGAGACGCACGUCGCGCAUGCGCGGUCCGGCCAACUACAGCUGAAAAAGAUCUCCGAUCUGCAGCGCCGGGACAAGCCCGACACCUACAGUGAAGCACCCACGGGACAUGCAUCUCGAAGAACCAUCGUUAAUUGCACAAGGCGAAGGACAGCGAUGAUGAUGAUGAAGUCACAGUUAGUGUGGACCGGGAUCGCUUCAUGGAUGAGUUCUUUGAGCAGGUGGAAGAAAUUCGAGGGUUCAUUGAUAAAAUUUCUGAGAACGUGGAGGAGGUGAAGAGGAAGCACAGCGCUAUUCUUGCGGCCCCCAACCCAGAUGAGAAAACCAAGGAGGAGCUUGAAGAGUUAAUGUCUGACAUCAAAAAGACAGCGAACAAAGUGCGCUCCAAAUUAAAGAGUAUUGAACAGAGUAUUGAGCAAGAGGAGGGACUGAACAGAUCCUCUGCUGACCUGAGGAUCAGGAAAACGCAGCACUCCACGCUGUCGCGCAAGUUCGUGGAGGUGAUGUCCGAGUACAACGCCACCCAGUCUGACUACCGGGAGCGCUGCAAAGGGAGGAUUCAAAGGCAGCUGGAAAUCACUGGCAGGACCACGACCAGUGAGGAGCUGGAGGACAUGCUGGAGAGCGGGAAUCCGGCCAUCUUCUCCUCGGGGAUCAUCAUGGACUCCAGCAUCACGAAGCAGGCGCUGAACGAGAUUGAGACGCGGCACAGCGAGAUCAUCAAGCUGGAGAACAGCAUCCGGGAGCUGCACGACAUGUUCAUGGACAUGGCCAUGCUGGUGGAGAGCCAGCUCUGGGCCCAGCUGGGACCCGGGAGCACUGGGGGAAGUGCCCACUGCGAACCCCGAGCCUUCCUUGGGUGUCAGGCCACGUGCAGCUGCCUCAGCCUGUCACCCCGGAGCGCCAGGCCUGGGCUGCCAGGGGAGACCUGGCCUGCUCUUUCCUGACCCUCUUCUUACCUGACAUGCUGCCGCCGAGCACUUGGAUGAGCGUGACUCAGCCAGCAGGUACCGUGCACGGCCCAGUGCGGGCCAGCCCGCUGCAUGCGCUUGUCUGCAUGGCCCGUGCCCCCGCAUGUGUGUGCUCCCUCCCCAGGCCAGGGCAGGGCCCCGGACACCCAGGACAGGCUGUGGCACAUGGGGACGCCAAGCAGUGCAGUGCGUGUGCCGGCGGGCUGCAGAGGGGCUGGGUAGCCAGGCAGCUGCAGGAGCACAAAGUCCAGACCUGCAGCGGUGCAGGACACUGGCCCCUUGGCACCCUGCUCUGCUGAAGCAGCAGGCCAUGGCCCAGCGCCCGGGCGCCUGGGGACACUGCAGCGAUUGCCUGCCUGGCUGAGUGGGGCAAAUGGGUCCAGCUGGCCCCCAGGGGGCCCCUGACUGGGGCAGCUCUGUGGAGGGCUAGGCCCCUCGCUGGGCACUGGCAGGCGGAGCCACCCCCUGGUCCCAGGGAGCACCCGGGGCCAGUCCUAAG
Pelodiscus sinensis (Chinese soft-shelled turtle) is the source of this 2782-nucleotide messenger RNA. The record is from RefSeq and is a predicted model, not a curated record. Lineage: Eukaryota; Metazoa; Chordata; Testudines; Trionychidae.